Messenger RNA from Drosophila willistoni, 603 nucleotides. RefSeq lists its product as uncharacterized. The coding region runs from base 1 to 498 and encodes 165 amino acids. The record is from RefSeq and is a predicted model, not a curated record. Lineage: Eukaryota; Metazoa; Arthropoda; Insecta; Diptera; Drosophilidae. The transcript is spliced from 4 exons.
AUGUUUCUGGGUCUCAGUGCUGUUCAGGGUGUUGCCAAAUUUACAAAUGUCCAAUGUCUAAGCCUUGAUCAAAAUUUCACCACUUUCUCCCUGUGUCGUUUGUAUGCAGUGAAGCGCGACGUGGUCGAGAUGAGUUUGCGAGCUAACAUAAUCCAUUUCCCCCAGUAUCCCAUAGAGAUGCGCAUGCAAUUGCUGAAACGGGCCAGUGGGUAUAAGCCAUUUCUCUAUGAUGUCAGUCAGCGAGAUGUCUGCGAGUAUCUGCAAAGACGUAAUCAUCCGUUUGUCAAUAUAAUACUAAACAGUUUUGCCAAUCGCACAAACAUCAAGAAGUGUCCCUUGCAGCACGAAUUGAUUUUGGAGCGUUUUCGUUUUCCUGUCAAGGCCUUGGAGAUGUUACCCUUGCCCACUGGCGACUAUGCCCUCUAUACCACAUUCAGUUUCGAUUCGAUGGAACGGGCCUGGGUCAAGGCAUAUUUCACUUUGACAGAAUUUCGUUGAACAAAGCCAAUUCGAAUGUUUAAGCGAACGAGUUAUGAGUGAAAAUUAAAAUACAUUUAAUUAAAAUACUAUAUGAAUGUCUUGAAUGAAUAAGAAUAUGAAUAU